Molecule: messenger RNA, 5898 nt
Organism: Ochlerotatus camptorhynchus
Lineage: Eukaryota; Metazoa; Arthropoda; Insecta; Diptera; Culicidae
Exons: 1
Coding region: 1-5898 (1965 amino acids)
Biological process (GO): DNA integration
Molecular function (GO): nucleic acid binding
Source: RefSeq, a predicted model, not a curated record
AUGAGUCAGGUUAAUGAUGGAGAUAAGCCACAGGAUGAGUCCAAUUGCGUGGGCUGUGAGCACCUGGACAACAUCGAAAAUAUGGUGGCCUGUGACUCUUGCGGUUCCUGGUACCACUUCAGCUGUGCGGAGGUCGAUGAAGGCGUAUCUAAUCAACCGUGGAAGUGCACCUCUUGUGGCACCUUCAAUCAAACUCCAAUGACGUUGGAAGAUGUUGAAGAAGAACGUUUGAAGCAAAAGACGCUGGUAGUUCCAUCCAACGGAGGAAAAUCGUCGAGGGCUUCAGAUUUUAACAAACCGAAUACCAGAAGGAGUAAGAAGUUGGCAACGAAAGACUCAGUAAGUGUUACCUCUAGUGUUAGAAGUAGGGCACUCGAGAUAGAAAUGCAAAUGUUGGAGGAGCAAGAGCGGAUAAAAGAGCAGGAACUGAAAGAAGAAAAAGAGUUGAAGCAAAAGAAGUUAAGGUUAGAGAAGCAAUUGAGGGAUCGCGAGUUAGAAUUAGAAGCCAAAAAGUUGGCAGAAGAUAAAGCUUUCCAGGAGAAACAGCUCGCGGAUGAAGAAAAGUUCCGUAAAGCCCAAAAAGAAAUGAGGCAGCAGUCGCUUGAGAAGAAGAAAAGUCUUGUUCGACAGUUGUCACAGCGCGGUAGUGAAGCUUCGAGCGUUUGUCAAAGUGAGACGGCGAAAUCUGUUGAGAAGGUGAAAAAGUGGUUGCAGAAAUCCGGCAAGCAGACAGAGGGAGACAACAAAAAGAAGUCCACGUCAGCAGCCAAGGAUUCUCGCAAAGUUUCGGAUAAGAAACCCGGAAAACCAAUCUUCGACGACGUUCCCCAUCCAGUUCCUGACAAAGCUCGGAGAAAAAUCAAGCCUAACGAAAAGUGGGACAAGACCGAGACGAGCGACGACGAUAGCGACCGAGAUAUCAAAAGUCAACAAGCAGAGAAGGGCCCUACCAAGCAUCAGUUAGCGGCACGUCAAGUGAUGGGAAAAGAUCUUCCGGUGUUUUCGGGAAAUCCGGAGGAGUGGCCUAUCUGUAUCAGCAACUUCGAAAGGUCAACAGCUACGUGUGGAUUCUCCCAGGAUGAAAAUCUGAUUCGGUUACAACGCUGCCUGAAGAGUUCUGCUUUGGAAAUGGUGCGCAGCAGACUUCUUUCUCCGAAUAGCGUUCCUCAUGUUAUCAAGACUUUGCAGUCACGCUAUGGUCGACCAGAAACUUUGAUUAAAGCACUCACCGAGAAAAUCCGUCAUCUUCCUCCUCCAAGAAUGGACAACUUGGAAAGCAUAGUCGACUUCGGUAUGGCGGUUGACAAUCUGGUGGAACACCUGAAGAAUGCAAACCAACAGCCACAUCUGACGAAUCCGUCGCUGCUUCACGAUCUUGUAGGAAAGCUUCCUGUCGAUUACCGGUUGAAGUGGUCAGCAUUCAAAAGUGCCGUAGAGGAAGUGAAUCUUGGAACUUUUGGAUUGUUCAUGUCUUCGUUGAUGGAGCUAGCGUUCGAAGUGAUGGAUGACACACCGACUGGAAAGUCAACCAAAGGAGUGAAUUCUAGGCCCAAAGAUCGAGGUUACGUACAAGCUCAUUCAGAGUAUCCUUCGACUGGGCCGACUUCGUCGAACAACAAGUCAACCACACCGACAAAGCAGCCGAUAAAGAUCUGUGCAUAUUGCAAGAUGGAUGGUCACAGGGUAAUGGACUGUUUCAAGUUCAAGUCGUUGAAUAUCGAUGAGCGAUUCAAGGUCAUCAGUCAGAACUCGCUGUGUCGAACUUGCUUGAACCAACCCGGGAGAUGGCCGUGUAAGACCUGGCGAGGGUGCGGAAUAGAAGGUUGUCGUUUGCGUCAUCAUACACUGUUGCAUUCGGCCACACCAUCCGUACCGACAGUAGUCUCUACGAGCCAUUCGGAGCAACAAACCAACGGUAGUCCCUUCUUCCGGAUUCUACCAGUAACGCUAUAUGGAGACAAAUGUAAGCUGAACGUGUAUGCAUUCGUGGAUGAAGGUUCGCAGCUGACACUAUUGGAUGAUGGAGUAGCUGAGCAGUUGGGAAUCACUGGGCCGAUUGAAACGUUGAAUCUACAAUGGACCGGGAAUAUUACACGGAACGAACCGAACUCCAGGCGGAUUCGGGUGGAGAUUUCGGGUUGCGAGCUGGCAAAACGCUAUAAGUUAUUCGACGCACGUACCGUAGCUAGCCUUCAACUACCGACGCAAUCGUUGCACUACCACAACUUAGCAACAAGUUUUCCGCAUCUACGAAGUUUGCCGAUCAGCGAUUACGAAAACGUAACACCGAAGCUCUUGAUUGGUCUUGACAACCUGAAACUGACGGUUCCGUUGAAGAUUCGGGAAGGAGGUUGGGGCCAACCUAUGGCAGCCAAGUGUCGUCUUGGCUGGAGUAUCUACGGCUGCUCUCAGACAGUUUCGGAACCAUUCACCUGUGGGUUUCACGUUGGAGGAUGGACCAACCCAGAGCCAGACUUGAACCAGCUAGUCCGCGAUUACAUAACGCUAGACAACUCGGGCGUAGCACCUCCGCUAACUCCGCUCGAAUCAGAGGAGGAUAAACGAGCACGUAUGCUACUUCAAUCGACGACUAGCAGGAUUGGCAACCGAUUUGAGACUGGUCUUCUAUGGAAGUGGGAUGAUAUCCAGUUUCCAAAUAGCUACGGGAUGGCGUACCGACGCUUGCGCUCGCUAGAGAAACGACUCAGUAAAGAACCUCAUCUUUACGACUGCGUGCGUCAACAAAUGCGGGAGUAUCAAGAGAAAGGUUACGCUCAUCAAGCUACGACGGACGAACUAUCAAAUACAUAUCCGGAGAAGUGCUGGUAUUUGCCGAUUGGGGUAGUGCUCAAUCCUAAAAAGCCCGACAAGGUGAGGAUCAUCUGGGAUGCCGCCGCAAAAGUAAACGGAAUAUCACUCAAUUCAGCGUUACGGAAAGGUCCUGACUUCCUCACGUCGCUGAUUGCAGUUUUCUUCCACUUCCGCUUAUAUGCCUAUGCGCUAACGGGAGAUAUCAAGGAAAUGUUUCACCGCUUCUUCAUCAGGCUAGCGGAUCGCCAGUUCUUGCGAUUUCUCUGGCGUGAUCGUGCAACACUAGAGGUCGUGGUCUUUAUUAUGGACGUGGCAAUAUUUGGAGCGACAUGUUCGCCGAGUUCCGCGCAAUACAUUAAAAAUCUGAAUGCACGGGAGUUUGAAGCUGAGUUUCCGAGAGCGGUAGCAGCAAUUGUCCAUUACCAUUACGUGGAUGACUACUUGGACAGUUUUUCAACAGCAGAAGAAGCAGUGAAGGUGGGAAGUGAAGUGAAGCGGAUACAUGCCGAAGGUGGAUUUGAGAUUCGUAAUUUUCUUUCCAACGAUCCAGCGAUCGCAGUGCAAGUCGGAGCAGAAUCAAUGGAACCGGAGAAGUCAAUCAAGGCGGAGAAAGGUGAAAACGUUGAAUCCGUCCUAGGAAUGAAAUGGAUCCCGAGCGGUGACGAACUCACCUACACUUUUGUGUUGCGCGAGGAUCUCAAACACGCUCUGGACGAUUCGCACACACCUACGAAGCGAGAGGUGCUUCGGGUAGUUAUGAGCUUAUUCGAUCCGUUAGGGUUGAUUAGCUUCUUCUUGAUCCACGGCCGAACAUUGAUGCAGGACAUUUGGGCAUCAGGUGCAGACUGGGACGAACCAAUAAAUAAUACACUAUGUGGCCAGUGGAAACGCUGGACGGCACUCCUUAGUGAGCUUAAUUUGGUUCGAAUUCCACGGUGCUAUUUCUUCGGAGCCGGAUAUGAGACCUACUCGACGCUCGAAAUCCAUGUUUUCGUAGACGCUAGCAGGUCAGCUUAUGCCAGCGUAGUUUACUUCCGAGUGGACACAACCCAAGGUCCUGCAGUAGCGUUGGUGGCCGGAAAAGCGAAAGUAGCUCCCCUCAAGAUGAUGUCAAUUCCCCGUCUGGAGCUACAAGGUGCUGUGUUAGGAUCCCGUUUACUAAACAGUGUGAUGGCUAUGCAUAAACUUCCAGUAACUCGGCGUGUGCUUUGGACAGACUCCGAGAUAGUUUUGGCAUGGUUGCGGUCAGAUAAUCGGAAGUAUCAGCAGUUCGUGGGAUUUCGAGUGGCGGAGAUUCUUUCUACGACGGAUGUACAAGAAUGGAGGAAAAUCGAAAGUGAGCUGAAUGUGGCGGAUCAGGCGACAAAGUGGGGAGGGGGACCGAACUUCAACGUUGAUAACCCUUGGUUUCGUGGGCCAAAAUUUCUAUCCAAACCGGAGAGUUUCUGGCCGCAGCAGAGGACUGUGCCGUAUUCUACUGAAGAAGAAAUUCGCAAAAUGAACGUGCACACGAAGAUCCAGUCGUUGAUCGAGGCAACCAGGUUCAGCCGCUGGGAAAAACUUGAGCGAACAGUGUCACUAGUUCAACGAUUCGUCGAUAAUUUGAAGCGGAAACGUCAAGGCAAACAGUUGGAGUUAGGAGUGCUGAAACAGGAGGAAUUAGCCAAGGCAGAAGCUACGUUGUAUAAACAAGCGCAGCAGAACUGGUAUGCUGAAGAGGUAGCUCAGCUCAACGGAUUCGACGGAACGUUGCAGUUGCAGCAUUCAGUGAUAUCGAGAACAAGUAAUAUCUACAAGCUUUGGCCAUUCUUGGAUCAAUGUGGAGUGAUGCGGAUGCGAGGAAGAAUCGACGCAGCUCCAAACGUAGCAUAUUCAGCAAAGCACCCUACGAUUCUGCCACAGAAGUCCAGAAUCACCUUUCUUCUGGCAGACAAGUUUCACCGGCGUUUCCGUCACGCCAACAGGGAAACCGUGAUAAACGAGAUGAGACAGGAGUACCACAUUCCGAAGAUGCGGGCGUUAGUCGCUAGAGUCACGAAGGAAUGCGUAUAUUGUCGCAUACGCAAUGCCAUUCCGAGGUCACCACCGAUGGCCCAGUUACCGAAUGUCCGGGUUACACCCUUUGUACGACCUUUCACUUUCGUGGGCCUCGAUUACUUCGGACCUAUUUUGGUAAAGGUUGGACGCAGCAACGUAAAGCGCUGGGUUGCACUUUUUACGUGCCUCAGCAUCCGGGCGGUUCACAUGGAAGUAGUACACAGUAUGUCUACUGAAUCCUGUGUGCUAGCAGUUCGUCGUUUUGUGUCAAGGAGAGGUUCACCAGCUGAAUUCUUCAGUGACAAUGGGACCAAUUUCAUUGGUGCCAACAACCAGUUGAAGAAGGAGAUUCAGGACCGAGAGGAAAGACUAGCGUCAGUGUUCACCAACGCCAACACCCGCUGGUCGUUCAAUCCACCCGGGGCCCCCCAUAUGGGAGGGGUAUGGGAGCGAAUGGUGCGCUCGGUUAAAGCGGCGAUUAAACCAGAUGAUGAGACGCUGGAAACAGUCAUAGUUGAGGCUGAAGCAAUGAUUAACACUAGACCUCUAACGUACAUUCCCUUGGAGUCGGCAGAUCAGGAAUCAUUAACGCCAAACCACUUUCUUCUGGGGAGUUCUUCCGGGGUCAAGCAGUUAGCAGUUCAACUUACGGAUUAUCGGAUGACACUGAGAAGUAGUUGGAAGCUGGCGCAACAUUUGGCUGAUGAGUUCUGGAAGCGAUGGUUGAAGGAAUACCUUCCGGUGAUUUCACGGCGGUCGAAGUGGUUUGAGGACGUGAAGGAUAUCCAGGAGGGAGAUUUAGUAUUCGUGGUGGAUGGAUCAACUAGGAAUCAAUGGACAAGAGGACGAGUGGAGAGGGUAGCGGUUGGUGCAGAUGGACGAAUACGGCAAGCUUGGGUGCGUACAAGUAGAGGAGUAGUUCGAAGACCGGUCGUCAAGCUGGCAAUGCUCGACGUCAUGGAGAAUGGUGAUCCUAGAGCAGGAGAUUAUAACGGAUCACGGGCGGGGGAAUGUGACGGCGAAAAGCCCCCCAAUGCUACGGCGAUGUAA